This is a messenger RNA of Tetrapisispora phaffii CBS 4417, 1635 nucleotides long. Its product is annotated as glycosyltransferase family 15 protein. Gene Ontology annotation, biological process: cell wall mannoprotein biosynthetic process; protein N-linked glycosylation. Lineage: Eukaryota; Fungi; Ascomycota; Saccharomycetes; Saccharomycetales; Saccharomycetaceae. Gene Ontology annotation, molecular function: alpha-1,2-mannosyltransferase activity. The coding region runs from base 1 to 1635 and encodes 544 amino acids. Gene Ontology annotation, cellular component: membrane; Golgi apparatus. The transcript has a single exon. The record is from RefSeq and is a predicted model, not a curated record.
AUGAGUCAAGGUAUGAGGCUCAAGCGGUUCUUGAGCAGAAUCAUCCGAUGGAGGCCUCUAAGCUUGGCACAGCUGUUGAUCCUUUUGUUCACUGCCGGUUUAACUUUUAUAGUGGUGUGGAAUACCGAGAUGCCAAUUCCGUAUAUUUCAUAUGAUACGGAUGAUAUGGAUUCGAAGAGAGAUUGGGUCUUCAAUAGAGGUUGUGUCGAUACACAAGAAUAUCUCCAAAGGAAAGACUACCAUAAAAGGAAUGCAACUUUUGUAAUUCUAACAAGAAAUGAGGAAUUAGACGAUAUGCUGAAAACUAUUUAUAGUAUUGAGAGUCGUUUUAAUCAGUGGUUUGAGUAUCCUUAUGUAUUUUUAAACAAUGAACCUUUCACAGAACAUUUCCAAAAUACCAUUAAAGAAAAUACCAAUGCUAAAGUAGAAUUUGGUGUAAUAGAUGAAUCAAUGUGGGAAUUUCCAGAGAAUAUAAGAAACUCUCCUGCUUUCGAAAACUUUCUACAAAACCAGGGUGACAGGGGUAUUUUAUAUGGGAACCAGGAAUCUUAUCAUAAAAUGUGUAGAUUCUAUUCCGGAUUCUUUUAUAGACACCCUUUAGUGGCCAAAUACAAAUGGUACUGGAGAUUAGAACCUGAUGUCGAAUUCUACUGUGAUUUGACAUACGAUCCAUUCUUUGAAAUGGAAAAGACAAAUAAAAAAUAUGCAUUCACGAUUAUGAUCCCAGAAUUAUACUACACAAUACCGAACUUGUUUAGAUACACUAAGUUAUUCAUCAGACAAAACAAACUUAAAACAGGGUCUCUGUGGAAAUUAUUUGUCGACAAUUAUGAAAUUAUAGAUAGUAAAAAAUAUGGUGAAUAUGAUGACUUCAUAAAUCAUAAGGAUGAUAUUUCAGUAAAAUUACCACAAGAAGUUGCAAUUGAUUAUCUGCUUAACGAAGAUAAAAACGAUUCUGAUGGAUUAAGAAAUUUGAUUAAUAAGGCUAAGUCGAUAACCCCCCUUCAAGAGGAGAAGUUUGAUAACGAAGGUUAUAACUUAUGUCAUUUCUGGAGUAAUUUUGAAAUUGCAAGAGUUGAUCUUUAUACGAAUGAAGUUUAUGAGGAAUACUUCCAAUUCCUCGAAGAGAGUAACGGGUUUUGGCAAGAAAGAUGGGGUGAUGCACCUAUACAUUCCUUAGGUCUCUCAUUAAUAUUAAACUUUGAUGAAGUACAUUAUUUUAGAGAUAUUGGUUAUAGACAUGGUGAAAUCAAGCAUUGCCCUAAGAACUUUGUUAGCGAUGAUGAGAAUAGAUCUUCCCAACUGCCGUAUCAAUCCAAACAUGCUAAAUAUAACAGAGGCUUUUUCCAUAGAUAUGACAAGGGGCAUUCUAAUGGUAAUGGUUGCAGAUGUAGUUGCCCCCCAUCAUUUGAUGUUGAAGACACUGCAUAUUAUUGCAUGUACAAAUGGUUUGAAAUGUCGUUUGCAAACCCUGACACCAAUUUAGGAGACAACACACUUCCCGGUAACGAACAUAAACCUUUAGAAGACGUCAAAGACACAUAUGAAGAGAUUGCUAGUCAAUUUUAUGCAUCAAAAGGUAAGAAGCCUCCCAAAGAUGUAGGAUCGAAAUUUCAUAAACCUAAAGUGAACUAA